AUGUCUUACAACAACCGUGACGACAGCUACUCCGGUAGCGGCAACAAUGAUAGCUACGGCUCCUCUGGUCGCUCUGGCGUAGACAGCAGCGACACCUAUGGAUCGUCUGGUCGUUCUGGAAACGACAACUAUGGCUCAUCUGGCCGAUCCGACAAUGAUUCUUAUGGAACAAACAAGUCCUCUAGCAACACCUACGGCUCUGGAAGCAGAGAUAACGACAGCUACGGAUCCUCAGGCCGUUCUGGCAACGACAAUGACAGCUAUGGGUCCAAGCCCAAAGACAAUGACUCUUACGGCUCCGGAAACAACGAUAGCUAUGGAUCCAAGUCCAGAGACAACGACUCCUAUGGCCGAUCCGGUAACAAUGAUUCUUAUGGAUCGACCAAGUCCUCUAGCAACACCUACGGCUCUGGAAGCAGAGAUAACGACAGUUACGGAUCCUCAGGCCGUUCUGGUAACGACAAUGACAGCUAUGGUUCCAAGUCCAGAGACAAUGACUCUUACGGCUCCGGAAACAAUGACAGCUAUGGCUCUAAGUCCAGAGACAAUGACUCCUACGGCUCAUCUGGCCGGUCUGGCAACACUUAUGGCUCCAGCAACAAUGAUGAUAGCUACGGAUCCAAGACCAGAGACAGCGACAACUAUGGUUCGUCCGGCAACGACUCCUAUGGCUCCAAGUCUAGGGACAAUGAUUCCUACGGCACUUCUGGCCGAUCUGGCAACGACAAUGAUACUUAUGGAUCCAAGUCUCGCACUUCCGGCAACACCUACGGAAGCAGCAACGACAACGACAAUGACACCUACUCAUCCACCAAGAAGUCUAGCAACACCUAUGGCUCUAGCAAUGAUGACGACUCGUAUGGAUCCAAGUCCCGCAAUGACAACACCGGAUCUAGCUACCGCGGAAAUGAUAAUGAUGAUGAGAGCAGAAACAAAUCCGCUGCCUCCAAGGUCCUCGGCAAAGUUGGUGAGAUGAUCGGCGAUAAACUCUCCGGCGGCCACGGAGGCUCUGGCUCCAACUACUAA
Microsporum canis CBS 113480 is the source of this 1026-nucleotide messenger RNA. Its product is annotated as stress protein DDR48. Bases 1 to 1026 code for a protein of 341 amino acids. The record is from RefSeq and is a predicted model, not a curated record. Lineage: Eukaryota; Fungi; Ascomycota; Eurotiomycetes; Onygenales; Arthrodermataceae. The transcript has 4 exons.